Eutrema salsugineum is the source of this 510-nucleotide messenger RNA. RefSeq lists its product as uncharacterized. The coding region runs from base 1 to 510 and encodes 169 amino acids. The transcript has a single exon. NCBI's taxonomy places the organism in Eukaryota, Viridiplantae, Streptophyta, Magnoliopsida, Brassicales, Brassicaceae. The record is from RefSeq and is a predicted model, not a curated record.
AUGUCAAACAUUCAGAAGGUCGAAUAUGAGGCACUCACUGUCUCCGGAGAUAACUACCUCAAAUGGGCCCUUGACACCAAGAUCUACUUCAACUCAAAAAGUCUGGGUGAAUGCAUCAAAGAUCCCAACACCGCGACUCAAACAGAACGGUACUCGGCGAUAUUUAUUAUCCGCCAUCACCUCGCUGAGUCUCUCAAACAACAAUACCUCACUCUUGAGGAUCCACUCGAACUUUGGGUGGCACUGAAAAAGCGAUAUGACCAUCAGAAAACGGUCAUACUGCCCCAAGCCAAGUUCGACUGGAAGAACCUACGGUUCGAAGAUUUCAAAUCCGUCGAAGAAUUCAAUUCCGAACUCUUUCGGAUAGUUGCACUCAUAAAACUAUGUGGCGAGGAGGUCACUGAUAAGGAUAUGCUAGAGAAAACAUUCUCUACUUUUGGCACUCCCAAUGUUGUUUUCUCUAGCAUAUCCAUAUCGAAACUCAGGAUGAAGGGAACAAAGAGUUUUUAA